GUGACCCCCACCGGAACCAGCGGCUGUUUACAUGACAGGAAAGAAAUGUCCCCGUCGCUUUUUAAAGGCGUUUAAUUGACUGUUUUUUCUGCAGAAAUGUCUCCGUGAGCUGUGUAAUUAUAAAGUGUGAAGAUGUUGGAGAGCGGCUCCAUAGAGGUGUGCGUGAUUCCGGAGAACCAGCACUGUGGAGAGGUAGCGGACAUCCAGAAAGCGGAGCUGGCUCCCGGCGGUUCGCUGCUCGGAUGUCUGGGGCUCCGCGGCCGCCUGGUGGUCUGGAACCCGGCGGACAGAGACGCUCCGCCGGCCGCAGCGGACGGCUGCUACGCUGAUUUUUGCUGGGAGGAGGCGGCUGUGAGCGGCAGCGGUAGCGACGGUGGCUUCAGACUGCUGGCUGUUGGAUCUCAGUGGGACCUGAAGCUGCUGGAGGUGGAGACAGAGCGCUCGGCCUCCAUUUCGGCGCCCUGCGUCUCCGAGUGUCCCGCGGAUCGCCUGCUGCAGACUGUCAGACAGCACGAUGACGGUGUGUGCGAUCUGCAGUCGGUGCGCGUGUUGUCGUUUGCCGCCGGCCACGCCUGCGUGCUGCUGAACCGUGAUUGGCUGCUGCAGCUGCGGUGGCAGCAGGCGGAGGUGGAGCCCCAGAUGUUGUCCUGCUGCAGCAUCCAGCUGACCCACGGCAGCGGACACACUGCCGUCCACCACUGUGUCUGCAGGGAAACCCUGUUCAUCCUCCACUCCACUGGACUCAUCUCUGUGUACAACAUCUGUGACGGCCGUCUGCUGGCCAGCGUCGACCUCCCGGCGUACCUGACUUCUGUCCAGGCAGAGGACGACUUCGUCUCCUCCUCUUCCUCCUCCCUCUCCUCCUCUCCCUCCUUCUGCCUCCUCCAGGUGUCAGCUGAUCUCAGCACAGCCGUGGCUGUCACUCGGUCUCACGCCGCCGUCGCCGUCGACCUCGACCACUACUUCAGUUUGCACCCGGACCACCUGCUGUGUGCCGCCUCCCGCCCCCCCUUGCAGCCCCAGCACCUGACAGACCAGGACAGUGUGUCGAGCUCCAACUGCAGCAUGGCCUCCCUCGGGUCCACCUUCAGCACUGACCGCUCGUGGGAAGCUCGUCUGGCCUCCAUGUACCGCCGAGCCCAGCAGGCUGCUCCUCCCUCCUCCUCCUCCUCCUCCUCCUCCUCCUCCUCCUCCUCCUCCUCUUCUUUCUCCUCCUGGUCCUCCUCCCUUCCCUACCUGGAGUCCCACCAGGCCCCGUCCGCGGCCCACAGCAGAGUGCCGCGCGGUGGGGCCACCGUCGCCUUCUCCGUCCCUGAAGCGUCUGCUCCGUCUCAGCUCACCGUGUCCGAAUUCUCCGCCCAGCUCACCUUCGUCUCCCCCGGCAACAGGCAGACCACAGUGGCCCUCUGGGAUUUGGAGUCUGGCAGAGUGAGCCACCACCAGGUGGCGGAGGGCGAAGCGGCUCCGGUUCAGCGCUGCGGAGAGAGACAGCACAGACUGCUGCUCAAGAAGGCUGGUGUGUUCCAGGUCUUGUUCUCAGUUUCCCAGCAGGACUUGCUCAGCAGGCUGAUGCUGUUUGGCAGCGCAGCAACAGUAGACGCAGUCUGUCACCUGAACAGCUGGGGGCGCUGCUCCAUCCCCAUCCACGCCCUGCAGGCUGGUCUGAAGAACCGUCAGCUGGACACGGUGGAUUUCUACCUGAAGAGCAAAGAGAACCUCCUGAGCCCUGCUGCCGAUCAGCCUCCAGCCGCCUCCACGCUGAGCCUGGCCGACAGUUUCCAGGAGAUGUGUCCUGCCCUGGACCUGCUGUGUUCGGCUGUCAGAGAUUCAAACAGCGAAGCUCAGAGCCGACAGUUCUCAGAACAGCUGCUCAACAUCACCAUGAGCUUCGUCAACACGCAGAUCCGCUCGGUGCUGUCCAACAACAACUGCGAAGACGCGGGCGUGCGGAGCUGCGUGGACGUUUUGGACCGCUACGUCACCGAGCUGCGGAGCUACAUGAAGAGGUUCCCCUGGCCCGCAGGGGGCGACACCUCCAGCACCCAUCCUGCCGAUGGCGCUCCGGAGGAGGCUCAGAGAGACGAGUGGGACCAGCUGCCCACAGAGGAAGUGGUGCGUCAGUCCGUCCUGACCAAUCAGAUUGCCCGAGCCCAGGCCGUCCUGCGGCGGCGGGGGCGGCCGGAGCGGCGCCUGUCGGCUCUGAGGAUGGAGGGUCUGCGUCAGGUGUUCUCCUGCCUGCAGCGCCGAGACCUGCACACCGCCAACGCCCUGCUCGUCAACAUGGGUUUCAGUGUGAAGAAGCAGCUCCACAGUAUCUGCCUCUACACCGACGACAGGGACCUCCGGGAGUUUGUGGUGGAGGAGAUGUCGGGGCGGGGUUAUUUUCCCGAAGAGGAGAUGCCGAGCGUGGCGUUCAUCAGGGAGAUGGAGAGGUUGGGGUCUCUGCCUGCUUCCCGCUGCGCCGCAAACACCAAAUCACACAGCAGGGUACAGAUGGUGCGUAGGGAGGCGGCAGCGGGUGUGGGUGAGGCGGUUCUGGAGGCGCUGGCGGGCCAGAGGACGUCCCAGGGGGACGAGGGACUCUGGAGGAACGUCAGACUGGACUGGGUGAGGAACUGGGACCAGAGCUGCCAGACCGCCGUCCUGCUGUCCAGACUCCAACACACAGAGGUGACUUCCUGUGACUCGGCGUUGCUGUGGCGAUACCUGACGGCGCUCCACGACCAGCAGCGCGUGGUGGACUGGAUCCAGAGCGCCGAGGCGUCCGGCGGCUCCCGGUGGCCCGAGUUAACCCCCGAGCUGGUCAACAGCAACACGGUCUGCAGCGGCUACAUGAGGGAGCAGAUCCUGGACCUGCUGGCCAGGAGAGGGGUGUUCGUCCCCGAGGAGGUGUCCGACCUGGAGCGGCUGCUGUGGAGGCUGGCUCAGGGCGGAGGGGUGAUGUCCCGGUCCCCUCCCGUCCCCCAGUACCGCUCGCCCCUCGGCCUGGACCUCCACAGCCUCUUCAUCUCCUUCUGCCUGGACCACGGCCUGCAGUACCUGCUCUACAGCUACCUGGAGCACUACAGGUUGACGCCCAGAAACUGUCCCCUGUUGGCCAAUCGGAGCGCGUCGGAGAGCCGGCCGUGGUUUGAGAUGCUGGUGACGAUCCAGGAGAUCACCAGAGACCUGUCAGAUCCAGGCCUGGUGUUCCAGGCCAGUCUAACCAGUGCCCAGGUCCUGUUGCCGGGCAGCCAGGCGUCCCUGAGCAGUCUGCUGUUAGAGGGCCACAGUCUGCUGGCCCUGGCUGCCAUCAUGUUCGCCCCCGGAGGAAUCGACCAGGUUGUGGUUCAGGGCCAACGCUCGGGCCAAUCAGAGAGGACUGUCGACCCCCAGCUCCUGAAGCUGGCGCUGGCACCGCACGCCAAACUGAGGGCCGCCCUGUUCCCUGCCGGGCCCCGAGGACACAGCUCGUCCUCCGACAUCUCCGUCUAUCACCUCCUGCAGUCGCUCCACCCUCUGGACCCAUCCCGGCUGUUCGGCUGGCAGGCGGCAAACACCCUCAACUCCACCGAAACGUCGGAGCUGCCUCAUUUCUCCAGCCCUCACCUGGUCAGCCGGUUCGCUCUGGUGGAGAACCUGGACUUCCUGUACUACCUCCGUCACGGCCGACCGUCCGUUGCUUACGCCACCUUCCUCGUCCAGCAGCUGAGCGGCUGCAGCGACGUCCCGCUACUGCUGCAGCGGGCCUGGCAGCAGGUGUACCGGUUGGCCCUGCGGUGGUUUAACGUGGCGUCCGUGGCGUCAGCGGCCGUGUGUUUCUCCGAGCUGCUCGGCGUCUGCAGCCUCAAGCUGAGGGUCGACAUCCGGGCCAUGAACGCCAUCCUGCAGCACCGGAACCAACAGCACACACACACACCUCCAACACAACAUCUACACACACUGGUGUCUAAAGGUGUAAAGCUGGCAGAGGCGGAGCCUGGAGCAGCGGAGGAGCUGAUUGGCUACCUGGAAGCGGCCGUGACAGACAGCCUGGAGCAGAAGGGCUUCAGCAGGUCGUCCUACGAGUCAGCACAGGAGUGGGCGUUGCCCGUUCAGUUCUGUCAGCUCCACGGUCUGCCGCUCAGCUCCGUUUACCCCGCCCACUGCGCCGAGGACGGACAGUUCAUCCAUUUCCUGUUGUUUGUCCAGCUGCACAACUUUCCGCCUCAGCAGGUGAGGUCCCUGGCAGCUCAGUUUGGCCCAGCCCUGCAGGCCCACCUGAGUAUGGCGUUUCAGGACCUGCAGGUGUACAGUCAGAGCAGUUUGCUGCGUGGCUCCGGGGAGCAGUCAGUCUUCCCGAGCACCGACGAGGAGCACCCCAGGGAGCUGUUCCAGGUCCUCCUGCAGAGCCAGGAGGAGGCAGCGCCCGUCAGGUUCCUGCUGCAAGAGGCGCUGCUGCAGCGCUGCCCAACGCUGGCUGUAAUGGCUGCCUGUCAUCAGGGGGCGGAGCUGCUGGCGUGCCUCUGCGUGUGGGUGUUGACCUCUGUGGAUGAUGUCACAGCGGGGGAAGCCACCUCCCACCUGGUUCAAGCCCCGCAGCACCACGAGUGGAGCCUGCACGACCUGUCGAUCAUCUGGAGGACGCUGCUGGUGCGGGGCCACGUCAGGCCCCUCAUCCAAGGCUUCCAGCUCUUCCAGAGGGACUGCCCCCUGGUGCUGGUGCUGCAGAUGUUCGAGAUGUGUUGUGACUACAGGAACUUCUCCGAGGCUAAAGCCAAGCUGCUGGACUUCCAGAGGACGCUCAUCGCCCUGAGGAACGGCGGGCUGGCGGCGCCCAGCGGCUGCCCCCCCCUGCAGUGGGUGGAGAGCCAGGCCUCGGUGCUGCUGCUCACCAUGCUGCAGCGCUGCUCCUCCCAGUACGACCUGCACCGGCUGCUGCAGCUGCUGGCCGACGUCGACAAACUCCUCAAGUCCAACGGUCCUGACUUCAGGAAGCUGAGUCAGAUGAGUCAGCUGCUGCAGGGGUCAGGGGUCGGGGUGUCUCGGCGGCUGCUGCAGUGCACUUCCUCCUCGGUCCAGCAGGAGGAGUUCCAGGCUGCAGUGGACGCUCUGCAGGCCAGGGGGCGCUACGGUCAGGCCCGCCAGGUGGCCCUGCUGGCUGGCCUGCCCGUCCACCGCCUGCUGCUCAGCCAGCUUCUCCAGGAAGUAAACUCCCAGAAGUCCAAGCGGCAGUGGGGGAGGCUGGAGACGCGAGUCGGUCUCUGGAGGAAAUGUCACGAGCAGCUGAAAGCCGAGAGCGCCGAUCCAGAGUCGGCCUCGCAGUUCUUCCUGUCGGCGGCUGAAACGGAGAGCGCCGGCUGCCCGGCGGCUCCCGACGCGCCGGGCGAGCGGCUGGACGUCACCGAGCGCUGCCUGCUGCUCUGCCUCGCCGCGCACUGGCUCUCCCUGCUGCCCUCGGUGCCCCGGCACACGCUGGAGAGCCUGGAGAAGGCGCUGUGGGUCAACCGAGUGCGGCGGCACGUCCUCGGCGCCGCCAUGGAGAAAGAGAGCGUCUUCUACGUGCCGUCGGCCGCCGUCGCGCCGGAAACAAACGCGUACGAGGCGCUCGCGCAGGAGUUCUCCUUCUCCAACAUCUCCUGCCUGAACACGGAGGCGUGUCUGAGUCUGGACGGGCUCCCGGCGAGCGGCGAACCGGACGCCGACUCGCCGCUGAGUGCGGAGGAGAGGGGCGUGCUCUCGGCGCUGAUUGGUCAGCUGUUGGACGAAGGCAUCCACGAAGCCAGCCGGGUGUGCCGGUAUUUCUCCCUGUACCAGCCCGAUGUGUGGGUGGUGCUGCGCUGCCGAGGCCUCGCCGCCGGGGAACUCGACCCCGAAACGCCAGACGAGGCGCCGGACGCUGCGCCGAUGACCAAACUUACCAGCUCUCCGUCGCUCAGCAGCCUGUCGUCCUUCGUGAUGCUCCCCCUCCCCGAAGACGAGGUCGCCACGCAGCUCCAGAAACUGGUGGAUCAGUGUCGCCACGGCAACAACUACUGCAAACAAGUGCUCAGCCUCUACCAGCUCGCCAAGGAGUUGCAGUGUUCGUUCCGAGAGAUCUGCGGCGAGCCGCCCGGCGCCGUGCUGGAGAAGCUGCUGCUGUCGGAGCAGCCGGAGCGUUUCAGGAAGGCUCGGGCCUUCAUCCGAGCCCAGGGUCUGUGUGGCGAUGCCGUGGCCCGGCUCGUGUCCUCCGCCGUGGUGCAUGCGCUGCUCGCCUCCACCCAGGAGCUGCAGCCCGAGCGUCUGGUGUUCAGGCCGUCGGAGGGCCGCGACUCGCUGGUCCAGCUCAUCAAACUGUGUGACGACCCCAACCUGGUGGGAGUCAAACUGCUGGAGAACCUGGACACGGUCCCACUGAGGGACCUGAACUGCAUUGUUGAGCUGCUGAUCGUGGCUCACGACUGCUUCAGCCUCACCUGUAACAUGGAGGGGAUCGUCCGAGUGCUGCAGGCCGCCCGGCACCUCAGCCACACCUACCUGGCCCCGGGAGAGGACUACAGCCUGCUGGUGCGUCUACUGACCGGUAUAGGCAGGUAUAACGAGAUGACGUACGUCUUCGACCUGCUGCAUCAGAACCAUCGCUUUGAGAUGCUGCUGAGGAAGAAGAUGGACAUAGACAGAGGACAGAGCUCCAGCCUGAAGACGGCUCUGCUGGAUUACAUCAAGCGCUGCCUCCCCGCCGACAGCGAGAAACACAACAUGGUGGCGCUGUGCUUCAGCAUGCGGCGGGAGAUCGGAGAGAACCACGAGAUGGCCGCCAGGACACAGCUGAAGAUCAUCGAGUCUCAGGCCUGGGUCGUCACUCCUGAUCUGAAGAGCUCGCUGGUCAAAGUGUUGGGGCUGCUGAGGGACGCUGCCGAGAGCUUCUCAAAGGACUCGUGUGUGCGUCAGGCGAGUCGCUGUGUUCGGACGGCGAAGCUGGUGGCUCUUCAGCUGCACUUCCUGAACCGGGGAUCAGAGCUGCGCGUCAUCAACCUGCGACCGGCAGAGCUGCUGAAAGCUGUCACGGCGCUGCCACGAUGCUACCAGGUGUUUGUGGUGUCGGAGGCUUACAGCUACAGUCCGGACUGGGCCGAGAUUUUGUACCAGAAGGUGAUCCUGAAUGGAGACUUUGUUUACCUGGAGGAGCUCAAACGCCACCGCCCACUAACCUCCAGCCUGUUUGAGGACAUUUUCAAAAAGCUGGACGGCGCUCCCGGCAGCGUCACUCCCAACGUGAAGCGUUUGCUGACUCACUGCGAUGACGUGUACAGCCGCUACCGGCUGGCCUACCAGCAGAAUCUCUACGACGUCACCAAAACGCUGCUGCAGGACGCCAAGACGUCCAGCUACCUGAACGACCGACUGGCCAGCUGAUCCACUGACCCAACCGUUGGUUUAGGCCACGUUCACACUUGGCGUCUCAUUUGAUGCUUCCAAUCGUCUGUUUUUACGUUACGAUCCUAUACGGAGUAAGCCGUGUUUUCAAAAAAGUCCGGAGUGCUUUUUUAAACGCGCUUUUUCUGCAGCUCAGAGCGUCUUUUUCAAGUUGAAACCACCCUACGUGGAGGGAUGUUUUGACAGCCAACCAAUGGCAAGCGGAGUAGCGAGACCUGUCGUUGCCAUAACAACAAGAAAACAUGGAGUCGGAGCACAGCGAGUUAUAUGGUGUGAGCGGGUGCUCUGUAUUCAGGGAACUCUCUUUGUUUUAUCUAACUGUAGCACCUCUCUGUCUCUCUCUGUCUCUCUCCCUCUCUGUCUCUUUCUCUCUGUCUCUCUCUCUCUGUCUCUCUCUAUCUCGGUCUCUCUCUCUCUC
Perca fluviatilis (European perch) is the source of this 7792-nucleotide messenger RNA. It is a transcript of the gene spg11, whose product is annotated as SPG11 vesicle trafficking associated, spatacsin. Gene Ontology annotation, biological process: synaptic vesicle transport; axon extension; axo-dendritic transport. NCBI's taxonomy places the organism in Eukaryota, Metazoa, Chordata, Actinopteri, Perciformes, Percidae. The record is from RefSeq and is a predicted model, not a curated record. Gene Ontology annotation, cellular component: synapse; axon; dendrite.